Messenger RNA from Linum trigynum, 1482 nucleotides. NCBI's taxonomy places the organism in Eukaryota, Viridiplantae, Streptophyta, Magnoliopsida, Malpighiales, Linaceae. The record is from the annotation of a GenBank genome assembly.
UUUCUUUCACACGUCACCGUCUCCACUCCCCAAACACAAAAAGGCCUCUCCUCCUCCUUCCUUUUCUCCUAUCUCAUCUCUCUCCCUUCACAAACACUGACACAAUUCAGCUCACUCGUUUCCCUUCCCCAUUAUCUCUCUCUCUCUCUCUCUCUCUUCCUCCACCGUGCGCGCACCACUAUGUCGUCGAAGGACUGCGGCGGGCACGGCCACAAGCGCCGGAAGAUCUUCCGCCGGAUCUUCGCCGGGAUCCUGGUCUUCCUCUUCAUCGUCCUGGUCACAAUCCUCAUUAUCUGGGCCGUGCUCCGGCCCAGCAAGCCCAGCUUCAUCCUCCAGGACGCCACCGUCUACGCCUUCAACGCCACAACCCCCAAUUUCCUCACCUCCAACCUCCAGGUCACUUUCUCCACCCGCAACCCAAACGACAAGAUCGGCGUCUACUACGACCGCCUCGACGUCUACGCCGAGUACCGGACCCAGCAGAUCACCCUCCGCACCCAGAUCCAGCCCUUCUACCAGGGCCACAAGGAGGUCAACGUCUGGUCACCCUUCGUCUACGGCACCGCCGUCCCCGUCGCCCCCUACAACGCCGUCUCCCUCGGUCAGGACCAGUCCGCCGGCGCCGUCCAGCUCAUGAUCAAGAUGGACGGCCGCGUCAGGUUCAAGGUCGGCGCCUUCAUCUCCGGGAGGUACCACCUGUACGCCCGCUGCGACGCCUACAUCCAGUUCGGCAACCGAAACGCCGGCGUGCUUGUCGGCAAUAACGCCGUUAAGUACACGCUGGCCGAGCGAUGCAGCGUCAGCGUCUAGAACAUUCUCUCAUGGGAUGGAUGGAAUUAUGAGGUCAUAAUAACAACGCCGUUAAGUAAUUUUUCUUUUAAACAUAUAUAUAUAUUUUGUUUAUCGCUAUAAAUUUUCGUUUUCUUACUUGGGGAGUCUGUUAUGUGGUGGGAACUGAACAUGGAGAUGGUUGGCAAUUUGUCGUCUGGGGGUAUACGUGGCGUGUUACUACAGGCUCCUUGAAAUUUAAUUGUAAAUUUCAGCUGUUCGGUGCAAAUUAAAUAAUAAUAAUGAUAAUUUAGCAAGGAGAUUAUUAUUUUUUUAUGGUUAGCAGCAACGAGAUUAUUGCAAGUGGAGUGUGUUCAAUUUUUUGGGUGCUAAUUAAGUAAUUAUCUUAUUAUCAUAUUCUUCUUUUCCCUGCCGUUUUGUUUGUUUGAGGGUGGGAAGAUGAACUGAAUUUGGGUGUCGUUUGGUGUGGGAGCGGAUAGGCAAAUUGGCCAAACGAGUGGUGUGUCCAGUCCAGUCUGGAAGUUGCGACGUCGUUUUCUCUCUCUCACAAAUAACAAUUUCCCAUCUUUUAAUCGCUUUGGUUUCUUCUGCCUUUGUGGCCCCGUUUUGAUUUUUUUUCCCCUAUAUAUUUACGUUCCUUUGUUUUUGUAUUUCAUGGAUUAGGUAUACAAAAAAUUAAGAAUAUGUUUACGA